AUCACGCAGCAGCUGCUCACACCGUUGCGGUUGACGGUAGUGUACGCGAGUGUUAUAGGCCAAUCAAACAUUUUGCGCGUGCUACAGAUUCGCAUAAAAAAAGAGUAAGAAUUCUUCGGGGAAAACCUUUGUUAUCGCUUCAUCAUGGAAUUAUCGCCGUUGAAGCCGCUGCUCGCUCUGGCGCUUUUGGUGUGUUUUGUUGGCGCUGUAAACGGUCGAAGCUGUCCCUGGGGGAAAGGCGUCUGCGUUCAGAAUCGGUACUGCCGAAGGACGACGCGCCACACACACAAGUGUGUGCUGGAGAAUGGCAAGCACGGAAUUUGUUGCGAUAGGGAUCAAAUUACCCUGGGCAAAACCUGUACUACGUCUACGAGGGUUUCGGGUUUGUGCAUGGCGGAAGACCAGUGCGGAGGCUACACGAGGGACUUUCUGUUCGAAAUUCCGGAUGAUGAUAGCUGGAGGCGCUCAUCAAAUGUGUGCUUCGAAGAUGAGCAAACGAAAUACUACUGCUGUCCAAGAAACUUACAGAGGAAUAUAACAUUGGAUCAUUCACCGAGGCAAGUUAAACCAUUGGAAAACGCAUUUCCUAGCUGCACACGAGCAGAUAAUGUAUCCGGCCGUUGCGUACCAAUGAGCCUUUGCGAUAGAUUUGGUGACCUCGUGCUAGAUAGAAACCCAAACUUCAAGUACAACGGAUCUCUUCCGGACGCUUACAAAUGUCCUUCGGAUACCUCCGACAGCACUUCCAUGUGUUGUGCCCAUCCGGAAACGCCUCACGGUUUGAUCAGAUACGCGAAGGCCUGGAAGCUACGUCUGGACAAAUGUGGCCUGAUUGGGAUGCCGCAUCGAGUGCUGGCCGGUGAAGAAGCUGACGUCGGGGAGUUUCCAUGGAUGGCCAAUCUGAUGUUUUUUUGGUUGAAAAAUUCAAAAUCUAUAAAAACAACGGUCUGCAGCGGUACGUUGAUCCACGCUCAGUACGUUCUGACGGCUGCGCAUUGUUUUAAACUAGAAUUUAAGCCCACUUUUGUCCGACUGGGAGAACAUGACCUGAGUAGAGAAAAAGACUGCGUAGAAAAUGAAUGCGUUGAGUACAUUGAAUAUGUGAUCAAAAACUGGGUCGCGCAUGAAAAGUAUAGGGGAUUGAAAGGACAGUAUGACAUAGCCUUGGUUCACUUGAAUGGCACGGCGGAGAUCAUUGUGGAUCGAAUCUACCCGAUUUGUCUGCCCGUAACGACUCAGUGGUUGAUGAUGAAGCCCUCUGAUCUGAUUGCGUCAGGCUGGGGUCUUACGGAGAGUGGACGGUAUCCGGAUGUCCUGAGGUUUACCACCAUGCACACUUUGAAGGACCGGCCGUACUAUUGUAAGAAAGAGCAAAUGAUUUGCGCACGUGGAUCCAAAGGGGAAACACAUUGUAGAGGUGACUCCGGAGGACCCUUGCAACGGGCUGUUCCCUACGGGGAUCGGUACCGAAUGGUACUUUUUGGAGUGAUCUCUGGAGGAGUAAACGAGUGCAGUGUGGAAGACAAAAGUGUGGGAGUGUCGGUUUCGGUGGCAUAUCAUAUUAAGUGGAUAUUGGAUAACAUGGACAUUUAGUUUCAUAUGGAAAUUGAGUUAAAUACACGACCGUAUAAGAACUAAGCGUUAACUGAUUACAUGCUUACUUUAAGUUCUGGGCGCUCAUGGUGGUGCAGAGGGCCGAAUUGAAAGAUCUCUAUCCUGUGCGAUUACCAGGACAAAUUUUUGUCGACUUCCUUCAUUUCCAUGUAGAGGGUUUGCCUCUGAUGUGAAAUUCUGUUGUGUUCCAAUCUAACGCUCGCUUGCCGACACACCUCCACGGUUGCAGUCGAAUUUCUGUUGCUAUCGGCUCUAGAUGACAUCGACGCUAGAGAUCCAAGUGUGAGGCCACCAUGCCCGAAUUAUAAACCGCCGGCAUCUAUUGAUGAAGACCUGCAGCUGUUGGAUGUUCUCCACUGACAACACACCAUGUUUCACGGGCGUACAGCAGCACCCAUUUCACGUUCGGGUUAGAAAUUAGGAUUUGGGUGCGUCGACUAAUCUGGUCGUUUCACCCUACAUUUCUUAAGCUCGCAAAAGCAGCCCUCGCCUUCGUGAUGCGUACACCUAUAUCGAACUUGUUGCCGCCAUCGGU
Messenger RNA from Aedes albopictus (Asian tiger mosquito), 2149 nucleotides. RefSeq names its product phenoloxidase-activating factor 3. Lineage: Eukaryota; Metazoa; Arthropoda; Insecta; Diptera; Culicidae. The transcript is spliced from 4 exons. The record is from RefSeq and is a predicted model, not a curated record. Bases 145 to 1593 code for a protein of 482 amino acids. Gene Ontology annotation, molecular function: serine-type endopeptidase activity. Gene Ontology annotation, biological process: proteolysis.